AUGCCCUCUCCUACGCUCUUGAGUCUACCAACUGAGCUUGUCACCCGCAUCAUCGACCUUGCUGACCCAUCCACUCAUUUAAACUUGGCCUGCGUAUGCAGUCAUCUUUUCAAAUGCGCGAAGAGGAUUCUUACCCAUCAUCGAGAAGCCCAUCGGAAAUUCUCUGUUAUCUCAGACCUUGACCCCUCAAGCAUCCCUACCCUUCUUCGUAGCGCCUCUGGUAUCGCCAGCCCUAUUGACGCCUGGCAUGUCAAACAUAUUGAGCUCUGGGGCUCGAGGUGGGACUGGGCUGAAUGGAGACCUUGGUCUUUACGCGAAACAGCUGAGCAGGCUGGAGUCCCAAGGCAAAUGCGACGGCAUGUGUUUUCUAAAGUACCAUGCUUGGAGUGGGUGAUUCCUCGAUGGGAGCUGGCUCACUACUUGAAGAUUAUGCAGGAGGAAUUAGGCUUGCCAGAGGACCUGGUGGACUGUGCACGCGUCGAAUUUGAGCGAGGAUGCGAUAGCGUCAUGCAGAUGCUGCUUAUUGUUUUAUGCCCUCGGCUAGAAAGCCUAAAGCUUCUGUACAACCGACACGACAAGGUCGAAAGCCGCCGGUGUCUUCACUGGCUCACGUUUGUUAUGGGCAAGAGCUGGAUUGAUAGCGCGUGGCCUCCAGGCCUUCAAAGCCUCCGAGAUGUUGCUGUAGGCCUAACAUCAAAGACUUGUCUUGAUGACGACGUUGUAUAUGUUUGGUACUCUCGCAGCUCUUUCAGAGGUCUGAUGAAACUUCCAAACCUCAGAUCCUUGUAUUUUCGAGGGCUGCGGGCACAAGAUCACCCCGAGAUUGACGGAGAGGGCGAUUUUUCUGCGAACAGGCAUCUUCGAAACGAUGGAGCACUCGAAUCUUCAACCACGAUCAGUUUUCGAGAUGCAGCUGAUGAACUGCCGGCUCGGUGCUCCACGGUCGAGAAUCUCUAUCUCAAAGACACUGGCGACUACGACAAUACUUCGGAGCUAGCCGCAGCGCCGAAAGCUCUUAAGUCAUACACUAUUCAUGGUGGCAGCGUCUGUUUUGGCCAAAUCAGUGACUUUGACAUACAAUUAGAGUUUAUGGUCCAAGAACAACACGAGUCACUCGAAAGUAUCAUGAUUUACGAUGCUUCCGAACUUCAAGGAUAUCGUUGCACACUUUAUCGGCUUGGCGAUGAGAUUCCAGUGCACGAGUGCAUAAAGCUGCGCCAAAUUCACGUCGAGAUAAAUGAUCUCCUGACAUUUGCUUACUACGACUUCCCUCGGGGUGACCAGCAGGGGGAAUUUCGGGAGUUGGCAGAAGUCUGGAAAGAUGUCAGUAAGCACCAAGAAUGCGCUGAGUUGAUAGCAGGUUUGUUCCCUCCUUCCCUCGAGGUUCUUGUGUUGGGAAAUUCCGAGGAGAUUACCUCAUUGGAAAUGGAGGAGGAUGUUUUAAUACGCAUAAUACUCUCGAACAAGCUUCCAUCGCUGAAGGCCAUCUUUCUUGAGGUUCCAGAUGAUGAGAACAACAUCCUUCCGCUUACGAAAUUAUAUGAGGUUGGCUGGCAAAACGGCGUCGAUAUCCGUGUCAAGACGAAUCCGCAGGCACCUCGCCAUCAGGUUCAGUUGCCCAUGGCACCUCAGGCUCUCAGCUAUCAAUCACCCCAGGAUGCUCAAGAGUCCGAGUUCGAUCCGUUCAGGGGCUGUUGGAUAGAGGCCCCACGGGAUACACAGGUUGAUGAACAGACUGGUGGAGGUCCCGUCAACGAUGCGUUCGAAGCUUUGAACGAGGAUGUUGAAACGGAUGAUGACUAUCCGGACUUGCAUCGCCAGUACUAUGGUUAG
Fusarium fujikuroi IMI 58289 is the source of this 1833-nucleotide messenger RNA. RefSeq lists its product as uncharacterized. The record is from RefSeq and is a predicted model, not a curated record. The transcript has 2 exons. NCBI's taxonomy places the organism in Eukaryota, Fungi, Ascomycota, Sordariomycetes, Hypocreales, Nectriaceae. Bases 1 to 1833 code for a protein of 610 amino acids.